AUGCGAAUGAGUUCUCAAUGGAUUGUCGGAAUUCUCAUGUCGACGAAUAUAAAGGCUGCACCUGUCGAAACGAUACACUGUUCGUGCUUCAUCAUGUGUUCGAAGGCCUUAGUACGAUUGACCACACUUUUCAGUGAGUCGAGUGAGACCUACUAUAACACUUUAGAAAAAGAGGAGGAAAAUUUCGCUACCUAA
Molecule: messenger RNA, 195 nt
Organism: Plasmopara halstedii
Lineage: Eukaryota; Oomycota; Peronosporomycetes; Peronosporales; Peronosporaceae
Exons: 2
Coding region: 1-195 (64 amino acids)
Source: RefSeq, a predicted model, not a curated record